AUAUCAUCAUCAUCUCUGUAAGGCCAUGACAACAAUCACUGAUGUGAAAUACUACUACUUGUUCCUCUUCUUUCUCUGGCUCUUCUCAACCUUUCUCCUUCGAUAUAUCUUCAAAAAAUCAACAAAUAAGGAUGGAAGCAACCAUCUCCCUCCGAGCCCGCCGUCACUUCCAUUGGUUGGUCACAUCCACCUCCUAAGAAAAGAGAUUCACCUCUGCUUCCAAAGACUUGCCAUCAAAUACGGCCCUCUCUUGUAUCUCCGCUUAGGUCCUUUUAAGUUCGUUCUUGUGUCUUCCGCGUCUAUGGCGACCGAGGUGUUCAAGUCCCACGACGUCGCGUUUUCAUCGAAGCCUACCUCGGUCUUCAAGGACCGGUUGAUAUUUGGGAAUAUAGGGUUUAUCCUUUCUCCUUAUGGAGAUUACUGGAGGUACUUGAAGAAAUUGACGGUCACUGAGCUUUUUACCGCAAAACAACUUCAGAGAUCGCGCAAUGUUAGACGGGAGGAGCUACACCGGUAUUUAAAGAAAGUAUUGGAGAAAGCGAGGGGAAACGAGGUGUUCAAUGUCAAGAUGGAGUUGAUGAAGAUGACCAACAACACCAUAUGCAGGAUGGCUAUGAGCACGAGAUGUUCGGAGGAAGAUAAUGAGGCCGAACAGGUGCAGGAGGUUGUUUUUGGGUCGUUUGAGUUGGCUAUGAAGACUGCCAUCGUAGCGCUGGCAGGACCUCUGAGAGGAAUCGUUAAUUGGAUGUAUGGGGGAGAGGAGAUGGAGAUGGAUAGAAAGUGCGACGAGUUGUUGGAGAGAAUGUGGAAGGAGCAUGAAGAGAGAGCGAAGCGAGAAGGUGUUGAUAGAGAAGAUAAAGAUUUGAUGGAUAUUUUCAUGGAAGCUUAUCAUGAUACAAAAUCCGAGUUCAAGAUUACCAAGAACCAGAUCAAAGCUUGCAUUCUGGAUAUCUUCAUUGCAGGAACAAGUACAUCUACAGAUGCUAUGCAAUGGAUGAUGACGAAUCUAAUCAAUCAUCCUAAAAUAUUUGAAAAAGCAAGAGAAGAGAUAGAUUCAGUGGUGGGAAAUGACAGACUGGUUGAAGAAACAGAUCUUCCAAACCUCCCAUACUUGCAAGCUAUUGUGAAGGAAGCACUAAGACUAUACCCACCAGGAUCUCUUUUGCCAAGAAAAACCUACAAAGCCUGUCAACUCUCAGGCUAUGAUAUUCCCAAGGACAUCAUGGUAGUUUUCAAUUUAUAUGCCAUAAUGAGAGACCCUGAAGCUUGGGAUAAUCCAGAUGAAUUCAUCCCUGAAAGAUUCUUGUCUUCCAAUAACGAAAAAGCAAAUCAAAUUGCCAACCUUCUCACUUUUGGUGCCGGAAGAAGGAUGUGUCCUGGAUCAACCUUAGCUCUUACCAUGAUGAACACUACUAUUGCAUCAAUGGUUCAAUGCUUUGAUUGGAAGGUUGGUAUGGAUGGAGAUAAAGUACUGAAUACGGAACCAAAAGCCGGCUUCCAUUUGUCGCUUGAAGAGCCUCUUCAGUGUCGUCCAAUCGUUCGGUUCAAUCCAUUUUCUUCUUAAACAAUGAAGGAAGGAUUGUAAAACAACUUCUAAUUAUGUUUUUGUGUGCUUGUUUUGCUUUCCUAAUUAUGUGUUGGUUGAUGAAAUAAACUAUCAAGACUUGCUUGUAGUACGUAAUAUAUGAUCGUCAACAGUUAUGGUACGUAAUAUAUAUAUAUGUCCCUAUUUUCAUUUUGUGGUAAUUU
Tripterygium wilfordii is the source of this 1749-nucleotide messenger RNA. RefSeq names its product cytochrome P450 705A12-like. Gene Ontology annotation, cellular component: membrane. The record is from RefSeq and is a predicted model, not a curated record. Bases 26 to 1564 code for a protein of 512 amino acids. NCBI's taxonomy places the organism in Eukaryota, Viridiplantae, Streptophyta, Magnoliopsida, Celastrales, Celastraceae. The transcript is spliced from 2 exons. Gene Ontology annotation, molecular function: oxidoreductase activity, acting on paired donors, with incorporation or reduction of molecular oxygen, NAD(P)H as one donor, and incorporation of one atom of oxygen; heme binding; iron ion binding.